UACGACACCGUUUGCGCAGAAUCUGCUGCAGAGUUUCUGUGUGCACCUCAAAAACGCCAUAUACUUCCCCUUUGAUUCCCCUUGAAUAAUUUUGCUGGGAAAUUCAUCUGAAUUUUACGACUAACUACUACUAUUUCCACCAUUUUUCAAAUUCUAAGAAAAGGGUGACAGGGUGUGAUAAUGUCGGGGAGGAAUCGUGGACCGCGUGAUGGGUUUAAUGAUAGGCGCGGUUACCCCCCAGGAGGACCCAUUGUUCGGGGAGGUCCAAUGCCGAGACCUCCACCUUUUCACCCUGCUGUCUUGGAGGAAGAAAUUGAAAUACAGCGCGGUGAGAUGCAUAAGCUUUUGGAGGAUAACAGAAGGCUUGCUGAUGACCGGGUUGCAUUGCAGCGAGAGUUGAAUGCUUCUAGGGAGGAUAUUCAUAGAAUGAAUCUUGCUAUUUCUGACAUUCGUGGGGAGCAUGAUGCUCGUUCAAGGGAGCUAAUUGAUAAAGUUAUGAAGCUGGAGGCUGAUCUUCGUGCAGCUGAGUCAUUUAAGAAGGAUGCUACGCAGAUGCGCACGGAAGUUCAGAAGUUGGAAAAGAUUCGCCUAGAAUUGGUUGGGCAAGUUCAGUCGUUUUCGAAGGAUUUGGCUAAGUUACAAUCGGAGAAUCAGCAAAUUCCACAUCUAAGAGCUGAAAUUGAUGGCAUGCAGCAGGAACUAAUGCGUGCAAGAACAGCCAUCGACUAUGAAAAGAAGGCUAAGAUUGCGCUGCAUGAACAAAAGCAAGCAAUGGAGAAUAAUAUGAUCUCCAUGGCACGUGAAGUUGAAAAGUUGCGGGCAGAACUCACGAGCAGUAAUGGCAGACCUUGGGCUGGUGGUGCAACUUAUGGGAUGAAACUUGGCAGUUCUGAUGCCGGCUAUCCUGGUCAUUAUGGAGAUCCCUAUGGUUCUCAUAUGGGUGCUGCUGAGAAGGCUCCUCACUAUGGAUCAGGAUCUGCUGCUUGGGGUGGAAUUGAGAAGCCUCGUGGUUCACGAAGAUGAAGAACUCUCUUGAGCCUGGCCUUACCUCUUAUGCUUUUCUAAUUUCCAAUGUAUGCAAAAGGUUUAAAUUGGUAGAUUUAUAACUGUUUGCUUGUCCGUUUUAUAGCUGUAGAUGGGGUCCAGUUUCUUGGUAAAUGGAUGUGCUACCGCCACUUUUGGUUUGUUAGUGUUGGCACCUGUGCUUUACUUUUAUAUAGGUUAUGGUUUUCUAGCUUGAAAUUCCCUAUGUGACCAUACAUGUAUGCUGUGUUUCUGUAACAUUAUUUAUGUUAUUUAUUAGACAUUGUUAAUUAUAUAGCUUAUUUUCUCCUCUUUUCCAAUGUAACUCUUAUAUUCGAUGUCAAAUAAUUUUCACUUGCUGUUUAUAUAUUUGGGCACUAAGAUUUUCUCCUGCA
Chenopodium quinoa (quinoa) is the source of this 1418-nucleotide messenger RNA. Its product is annotated as protein FLX-like 3. Bases 181 to 1023 code for a protein of 280 amino acids. Lineage: Eukaryota; Viridiplantae; Streptophyta; Magnoliopsida; Caryophyllales; Amaranthaceae. The transcript is spliced from 5 exons. The record is from RefSeq and is a predicted model, not a curated record.